Peniophora sp. CBMAI 1063 is the source of this 15045-nucleotide messenger RNA. The record is from the annotation of a GenBank genome assembly. NCBI's taxonomy places the organism in Eukaryota, Fungi, Basidiomycota, Agaricomycetes, Russulales, Peniophoraceae.
AUGUUCGCGAAUCCAUUAGCUAUAGACCUGAAGAAGCAGCUCGGGCGGCUGCUUGAAACCACCUCCAGGUCCGGUUCUCCGCAUCUACACGCCCUCCAAAACGCGUCUUCGCGCGCGACUCUGCUUAGAACUUUAUCUGGCGCACUGCUUGACCCCGCUCUCACGACGGCGAUCGCGCACACCUUUAGACCGAUUCUAAUCGACUUAUGCUCGCGCUGGAUCGAGAAUAAUGACUUUGUCGAAGAGAAGCUGGAAGCAUUAUGCUUGCUCGUGCAGACACACGAAGAGCUUUUCCCCAUCCUGUCCAGCCUUCUGCGCAACAAUAUCUCGGAAGAUGGGCCACUAGCUUUUGUUUUGCAGACCGCGCCUGUGCAGAAUAUCGACACAAAACGUCUACAUCGAGCGCUGUUAGCGUACUACCGCAUCUUGACGGCGAACGGCGAGUUGCCUUCGUUACACUCGUGGCCGUUGGAGCCGCUCAGUGCUCUGGCUUGGGCGCCUCAUCCCGACCCCGCGGUGCGCUUGAUGGCCGUAAGGUGCUAUGCCCUACAAAGUGAGAUGGGCGAGGGCGAGCGAGAGAGGAUGGAGUUGGAAGUCGUAGGGAGGAUUGACGAGGUCGAUUGUCCGCUCUAUGCUGGGCCGGACAUCUCCGGAAAGGAUCUCGCCAUCGACGCCUGGGUGAUCGCUGCGAUUGAGGCGAGAAGGGUUCAAGAGGAGCGCGACGCCAUUGGAGCGGACAACACGGACUUUUAUGGGGACCAAGACCCUAUACAGCAAGCGGAACUCAGCUCUCUUGUCGUUAAUGUUCACGGUAUCCUUAUGUCUCGCCAACCUGGUCCGGUGCAGGCUCCUGAUUUGGUACCGACAACGACAAGCAUCGCGGCUCUGCAGAACCUCGCCCUUCGCAUAUCUCUCAGCGUACCCACAUUGCUCACUUCUGCGCCGUCUGCAGCGAAGUCGCUCUUCCUGACACAUCUUGCGGCAAGUCUCCACCCCGGCGCAGUCAAUCAAAUCGUAACGCUUCCUCUGGCCGACACAUCUCUCGAUCCGCGCGCGCUACUGGGUAGCUACGUCAGUUCACCAACGAAGCCCGGUACAUUUGAGUGGCGCGAAGGCGUCCUUGUCCGUGCAAUGCGCGCCGGGCGCUGGCUGGUACUGGAAGACAUCGAUAAGGGUUCAGCGGAGGUCCUAGGCACGCUCGCUCCUCUUGCUGCCUCCCUUACGCCCGGAGUACGCGCCAUCGGUGGACGGGCGCGUCUUAAUAUCCCCGGACGGGAAAUCGUUGUCGCAGAGGAGAGCUUCAGGCUAUUUGCCACACGCAGCGUACCAUCGGCUCGCCAUGGUGCAUUCCCGAAACCUACGUUCUUCGCCGCCCACAAGUUCUCUGAGUUAACCAUCGGCACACCGGGCGUUGAUGAGCUACAGAUCAUCGUUGACGCGCGCUUCCCGCGUCUUCGUGGUUCGGCUGCGGCGGGCGCUAUCGCGCUUUGGACCGUGAUGAAAGAUCUCGGUAGUGGCGGCUCUGGUGCUCGUCCCAUCGGCUUACGAGAGCUCGAUAAGUUCUGCUUGCGACUCUCAUCAGUCUUGCCAGCGUCCUUCCAAACAAUGGAUCUCGACACAGACGUACAAGCGCCAUAUCUCUUGCCGCUCGUCUUCACGAACCCGACUCUUCGCGAGGAUAUCUUCCUUGAGGCUCGUGAUGUCUUCUUUGGCGCGGGAGCAACUACGUCUACAGCCCGUGCCCACAGCGACGUUAUGGCAGCGCUUGCCGCGGAGCAUCUUGCACUCGCUCCUGAGACUCGGGACGCACUGCUGCACACUCGCGCAGCCGAGUUUACUGUCGAUCGCGACGCGAAUGGGAACGUCACGGCUGUGUGGACGGGGCGUGUGCGCCUACUUGCUGCACCUCUUCGUGCUGAGGUUCUCCAACUUCAGGCGCCGCAGAGGCCCUUCGCGAUGCACAGACCUGCACGGACGCUACUUGCACGCAUCGGAGCCGCCAUCUCGUUGGCGGAACCCGUGCUCCUUACCGGCGAGACGGGCACAGGAAAGACGAGCGCCGUCACGCAUCUUGCUGGCCUGCUGCGAAGGAACCUUGUCAGUCUGAACCUGAGCCAGCAGAGCGAGGGCGCGGAUCUGGUUGGUGGCUUCAAGCCUGUGGAGGCGAGGAUUAUGGGCGGCGAGAUUGGCGAGAGGUGGACGGCAUUAUUCAGGGCCACUUUCAGUACGAAGAAGAACCCACGGUUCGAAGGAGACGUACAGAAGGCGAUGCGGGAGGGGAAGUGGAAGAGGGUGGUUGUGUUGUGGAGGGAGAGUGCUCGGAUUGCGAAGGAGCGCCUUAACGGGAAGAUGGCCAAAGGAGAGGAGGAGAAAGACGAGUUGGACUCGCAGGCGCCGCGCAAGAGACGCAAGACGGAAGAUCUGGCCGAAUCGCUCAAGAAGUGGACGAAUCUAGAGGAGGACGUCACACGCUUCGAGGUUCAGCACGUGCAAGGCAAGGGUAAAUUUGCUUUCAGCUUUGUCGAGGGUCCGCUUGUGAAAGCCCUUCGCUCUGGGGACUGGAUUUUGCUCGACGAGAUUAAUCUUGCAAGUCCAGAGACGCUUGAAGCCGUGUCUGGUCUAUUGAGUGGUCCCACUGCAUCCAUCACCCUCACCGAGCAAGGCUCGCUCGAGCCAGUUCCCCGUCACCCCGACUUCAGACUCUUCGCAUGCAUGAACCCUGCGACCGACGUCGGCAAGAAGGAUCUUCCACCCCACAUUCGUUCUCGCUUCACAGAGAUCGACGUUCCUCCCCCCGACGCGGACCGCGAGACACUUCUCACCAUCGUCGCUCAAUAUAUCGGCGGUGUUGCGCUCGGCGACAAGGCCGCCAUUCUGGACGUUGCCGAAUUCUAUUCAGCCACCAAGGCGCUUGCCGAAUCUCGCCAGCUCGCGGACGGCGCCAACCAUCGGCCACACUUCAGCAUGCGCACACUGGCUCGGGCGCUCACAUUCGCGGCGGAUAUUGCGCCAAUGUAUAGUCUACGCCGUGCAUUAUGGGAGGGCUGCUUGAUGGCUUUCACUAUGGCCCUGGAUGUUCAUAGCGCGAAGGCGGUCACGGCGUUGGCCGAGAAGCACAUCCUUCACGGCGUCAAGAACGUGCGCUCGCUACUCACGAAGGAACCGCCGCCGCCAUCUGGGCGCUCCGUCGAAGAGUUCGUGAAGUUCGGACCCUUUUACCUCGAGCGCGGCCCGCUGCCUCUCGAAGCCGCGCCGGAUUACAUCAUCACGCCCUCCGUGUCCCAGAAGCUCAUUGAUCUGGCGCGUAUCGUCUCUUCCCGGCGGUAUCCUGUUCUUAUUGAGGGCCCUACAUCCGCCGGCAAAACGUCCGCAAUCGAGUAUCUGGCUCGUCGCACCGGCCACCGCUUCGUGAGAAUCAAUAAUCACGAACACACCGAUAUACAGGAGUACCUCGGCACAUACGUCUCCGACCCUGAGACCGGAGCGCUCGUCUGGCGUGACGGUCUUCUCGUGCAGGCUCUGCGCCAAGGGGACUGGUUGGUACUCGACGAGCUGAAUCUGGCGCCGACGGACGUGCUCGAAGCGCUGAAUCGCUUGCUCGAUGACAAUCGCGAGCUUGUUCUUCCCGCGACGGGUGAGGUUCUCCGCCCACACCCCUCCUUCGUGCUAUUCGCUACGCAGAAUCCGCCGGGUCUGUACGCCGGCCGGAAGGUUCUGUCGCGUGCGUUCCGCAACCGCUUCCUCGAGGUGCACUUCGCGGAUGUUCCCCAAGUCGAACUCGAGCGCAUUCUCUGCGAACGAGCGCGCAUCGCGCCUUCAUACGCUGCGAAGAUUGUGACAGUAUUCCAAGAGCUUCAGAAACGUCGGCAAGCCGGUCGCGUGUUCGAGUCCAAGAACGCGUUCGCAACACUUCGCGACCUCUUCCGAUGGGCCGGCCGUGACGCCGUCGGCUACCAGGAGCUGGCGGAGAAUGGGUACAUGCUCCUCGCUGAGCGCGCGCGUCGAGCGGACGACCGCGCAGUCGUGCAGGAGGUCAUCGAGGAAGUUAUGCGACCCGUCAAGAUUGACCCCCGCGCAUUAUAUAACCUCGAAGCUGCCCAAUUCACCGAGCGGCUAGGCUUCACGCUUCCCAGCGGCGCGGACUUAGUGUGGACCGGUGCGAUGCGGCGUCUCCUUGUGCUCCUCGGGCGCGCGCUGCGCUUCGACGAGCCAGUCCUGCUCGUCGGGGAGACUGGAACAGGGAAGACGUCAGUCGUGCAGGUCUUAGCGGACACUGUCGGGAGGGAACUGUUCCAACUAUCCUGUCACCAGAACACGGAGACGGCCGAUCUUAUCGGUGGAUUGCGACCUGUGCGCAAUCGUGCUGCCGUUGAGGCUGAGGCGAGGCAAGAAGCCAUGUCUGUUCUCGCCGAUGCUGGUGUGGACGUCGAGCGGAUAGAUGUAGUCGCAGCACUCGAUCGACUAUCUCGGCAGACGGAGGACGGCCCGUUAGCCAUCCGCGCCGCCAACGCACGCGGUAAACUUGCUCGGCUCGGCGCGAUCUUCGAAUGGCACGACGGCCCGUUAGUCACCGCUAUGCGCUCGGGCUCUGUUUUCUUGCUGGACGAGAUAUCGCUUGCAGACGACAGUGUUUUAGAACGCCUCAACUCCGUUCUCGAACCUGCUCGUACCGUGGUCCUCGCCGAGCGCGCCGGUGGUGAAGCCGUCACGGCUGCACAGGGUUUCAAGCUCGUUGCGACGAUGAACCCGGGUGGCGAUUAUGGCAAGAAGGAACUAAGCCCCGCUUUGCGCAAUCGAUUCACGGAGAUCUGGGUCCCGGCCGUUGAGGAUCGUGCGGACCUCGAAGGGAUUGUCGAUGGAAGAUGGGCGCACGCGGCGUUGAAGCCUUACACUGCGCCGCUCCUAGACUUCUGCGAGUGGAUAGGUGUGAGGGUUAACGAACGUAGUCUUCUUGGACUCCGUGAUAUACUGGCUUGGGUCUCGUUCUCGAACUACGUACUGAGCUCGUCGACCUUGAAGAACCUGUCACUCCAGGCCCUUUUCCAUCACGCUGCUCACCUUGUAUGCCUCGAUGGACUGGGCUCUAUGCCCGUUCUAUCCGCAUAUACUUCGGAUGCUCUGGCCAAGGUCAAGGCUGAAGCGAUGGCGAAGCUGGAGCAACUGGUGCCCCUGACCGCCGCAGUACCGGAGGCCGACAUCGGUGAAGUCCAUGGUGCCGUACAGCUCGGCUUAUUCGCCAUCCCCCGCGGUCCUCGCCCUCAGACGCUCCGCGCCUACAACGUUGACGCGCCGACGACACGUGAUAACGCGAUGCGCGUCGCGCGCGCCUGCCAGCUGCCUAAGCCCAUCCUGCUUGAAGGAAGCCCUGGUGUCGGCAAGACGAGCCUCAUCGUUGCGCUCGCCAAGCUCUGCGGAUAUCAUCUCUGUCGCAUCAACCUCUCGGACCAGACUGAUCUCGCUGAUCUCUUCGGAACUGACCUUCCUGUCGAGGGAGGCAAGCCUGGCGAGUUCGCUUGGAAGGACGCAGAGUUCCUUACCGCAAUGCAGCAGGGCCAUUGGGUGUUGCUUGAUGAGAUGAAUCUUGCGCCGCAAUCCGUACUUGAAGGUCUCAAUGCCGUGCUUGAUCAUCGCGGCACGGUCUUUAUCCCGGAGCUGGGCCGCUCAUUCACGAAGCAUCCCUCAUUCAGAAUCUUCGCCGCGCAGAAUCCUAUCGCACAAGGCGGCGGGCGUAAAGGGUUGCCUAAGUCCUACGUCAACCGCUUCACGAAGGUCUACGUUGAGGCGCUGACCGCGCAGGACCUGCAUCUUAUUGGCCACCAUUUAUUCCCCGAGUACCCAGAGGACCUCCUACACGCGAUGAUAGACUUCAACUCGCGCUUGCAUGAGGAGGUCGCAGUGAAGCACACGUUCGGUCGUGCUGGUAGCCCCUGGGAGUUUAACCUGCGCGACGUCGCGCGCUGGGGAAGCGUUUCACAUUCGCGUGGUCGGCCACUUCAUCCGGUUGAACAUCUCCGCUCAAUAUAUCUCUCACGCUUCCGUACCGAGGCGGACAGAGGUGCAGCGUGUGCUUUGUUCUCAACGACUUUCGGAACUCCUGCGGAGAAGGCUAUGGGCGCGCCUCACUAUGCCAUUGCACCCGAACUUGUCCAGGUCGGACAUUACGUAGCGCAACGCGCGAACUUCUCUAGCUCAGGUUGCCAUCCACAGCUCUUGCAGUCACACCUCGCUGCUGCGGAGGCUAUAGGUAUUGCGCUGGAACAGCAGUGGUUAGUCAUCGUCACCGGCCCUCGCGAGUCUGGCAAGACGAGUCUCGUCCGUUUGAUGGCCGACCUCGCCGGCGUCGCCCUCCAUGAAGUCUCGAUCAACAACUCAACGGACACCACGGACAUCCUCGGGAGCUUCGAGCAAGUCGACGGAAGCGCGCGAGCCCGCGCCAUUGUUCAACGGGUUCUCGAUGUCGUUGACACUCACCUCCGCUCCAUAUCUGGCUCUCGCGCCCAGCUUGGUCAAGCGCAGCAGCUGCGACGGCUUGUGGCGUCGUCGGGCCCCAACGACUGGACAUAUCUACAAACUGCCGUCUCCGUACUUGAUCAACUAUCCGGCAUCGACGAAGCUAUCAAGAACACGCUCCGCCUCAACACCGAGGCACUAUCGGCCUUGACGACUACGGAAGGACGUUUCGAAUGGAUUGAUGGACCACUCGUACGUGCACUCAAGGAGGGCCACUGGCUACUGCUCGACAACGCCAACCUUUGCAAUCCGUCCGUACUGGACCGGCUUAACGCCCUCUGUGAACCUGGUGGCGUGCUCACUCUCAAUGAGCAAGGAAUCGUCGACGGCGCAGUCCCAGUUAUCGUGCCUCAUCCGAACUUCCGCUUGCUUAUGUGCGUCGACCCUCAACAUGGGGAACUUUCUAGGGCUAUGCGCAACCGUGGUAUUGAGGUUUGCAUCUCGGACGGCAGAACUGGCGAAGACAUGUGUCGAUUACAGGUCUCUCGUCGUCUGGCGCGGACCGUUUCAGCUGAUCCCGUAGUCUUUGAGGCGCGCCGUCGAGGACUUGAUGCUGCUGCUUCGCUUGUCGCAUCUAAUCGGUCCUCUGGGCGUCUUUAUGGCGACAGCAUCACUUCGUACAACAGCGAUAUAGCGGCCUCGCUGCUCUCCUCGUCUGCACCUCCUCUCGCUUUGUCGUCUUUACUGUUCCUCACUCGAUCGCUGGUCACAACUCGCUCUCCGGCCUUUCUACGUCUACUCGGAUCUGAUCCUCUUGUCGGUGAUCUUCGGCCCUUGCUUCAGCUCACGAGCCAGCUCGCUCCGAACAGUCGCUGGUCCAAAAUUGAAGCCAUGCGAGAGACCUUCGCACCAAUAUGCAUUCGCCUUCAUAGGCCUCCUCUUCGUCUUAUUCCUGCGGACUUCUUUGCCAAGUUCGCGGUGUGUUCACCUUCCUUCCCUGAGCUCGCGAACGUGAGACGGCAGCGCUCGGUUCUGCGAGCGAUCGACAUCUUCGUGAGAUCAGUCGCACAAGAAAUAGCCUCGCCAGACGGGCUAGUCAUACCAGACGUUGCGCCAACUCAAACCGUGCAGGACAAGCUUGUUCGCGAGGUGCUCGUCGGCGUCCACACCAUCGAGCAGACCGCACGCCGUUUGUAUGUAGCUUUUUCAACAAGCGCCUCUCUUGACGUUUCAACAUCAGUCUUGAACGGCGUUGACGCUUUACACUCCCUACAAAAGAUGGUGGCCUUCCUGCUAAGCUCUGUACAUGGCGAUGUCAGUUUCUCUGUCGUCCAGACCGUCGUUAAAUGGCUUUCCGCCUCGCUGGAGGGAGCACCGAGUUCAUUCGGCGAGAUCCACAGCGCUGUUGCGGCACUCGGCCAGCUGGUUACGCCGUCGACAGGACUGGGUCUCGCGGAGAUCUGGUCGGCAAUGCGUGGAAACAAUAUUCCUGAGAUCGGUUCCAUACCCGCGAACACAUUCAACCUUAGCCCAGAUCUGCGUCGCGAACUCACCAACCUAUACGCCAUGGCGCUUCUGCCCGGAUCAGCUUCUGAGCGGUCUACUGUCUUAAGCGCCAUCGAAUCUGUCCUUACGCGUCUCUCCAAGGCAUCUCUUGAUCCAUCGGCAUCGGAGUGCGCUGCGACGCAAGCGCCUAUCGUCGUGGUGAAGCAGUUGGACGCUGUCGUCAAAGCACGUCUCGGUGGGGCCACCACCGAUGCCACGACCGUCGAGGAUUUCCUUGCGCUUGCAUACGCCCAUAACCAUAUCGAUCCUCGCUCGCUCGUGCCCUAUCGUAUUGCUGCUUGGACUCUGAAAGAGGGUUUACUUACCGUCGCGACGUCAGCGGCGAUCCUUCAAUCGUGGCAUGAGGCACUUUGGGCGUCAAACCCCGCUGGCCCUGCCCUUCUUGUACGCGCUACUGAACUCUCGACUCUGUUCACGACUUGUGAUUGGCAAGCAAUUACACUAAAUGACCUGAGCAACUUCGAGGCCGACCUGCAUAAGCAGUCGGGCAUUCUGACCUUCGGCGACUCCCGCCCGCGCUCUGAAAAGAUCGAAACGCUGUACCGUAAUGCUGUCCUCCUCCUCGCAUCUUGUUUCUCGGAGAGCUUUGAUCCGGGGGUAAUGCGUCAACUACUUGCAGCAUCCUCGUGGGUCGAGCUCGGUAGUCUACUCGCGACUACGAGCCAUCCGGGUCUGCGCACCGCUCUGGAGGCAUUCAUACCAACGGUCUCCUCCAUUCUCUCAGCUCAUGGUACAGAGACUCGACCAUCAGUCCUAUCAAGCCACGCCCGCGCGUUCAUUCAAUUUUUCUACCUCUUUACCGCCAUGUACAUCCCCGAUACGCCGCUCGACCCCGCCAUCUCCCAGCAAUGCGAGGAUGCGUACUGGCUGGCCGAGAGCGACGAACUGAAGGCGCAACUCUCUUUGCACGCCGAGCUGGAGCGCCGUACAACUGGCAAUGAGUCCAACGGCGUCAUGGACUACCUGAAAGCUGAUUUGGAGGUGACCCAUCCUCAUUUGCGGAAGGACGCGGCUGCCAAUGUCACGCCACGCCCUAUUGCUCGCCUCCGUGAAUAUUGGCUCGAGGUCUCGCAGUUCCUCUCGAAUGUCGUGCCCGCACAGAAGAUAGACCAGGUCGUCGCCCUUAUGGAAAUUGACGCGGCCGCGGCUCUCACUCGCGAGAACGUGAUUCAGGACUCAAUUCGAGGAUUCAUGCAGCGCAUGCGCUCGGCUUAUGGCGACUUUCAAGACAUCGACGGCCCCCUCCAAUUCGCGCUCUCACAACUCCGUUUCGGCCUUCGUUUGGCAACAUCAACUGCCUCAAGCGACGACGCGUCGGACGUGUAUAACCUCGCGCGCAGCCUCGUCUCUCUUCCUACCAUUUCCACCGUGCAGUCUCUUGUCUCUCGCUCUGCCGCGGAUGCACACAUGGCGGGCGUGUCAGCUUUUGAUCAUCUGCUGCUCCGACUCAUGGGUAUCUCAGCAGAGCACGAUGCAGGGGUGAACCUGCGCUCUCACACAGGCGGCUUGGAUGUCAUCUUUGAGCAGGCUGUACGGCUUUGGCUCAUAGAUCAGGUAAAGCAGGACGAGGCGGAGGCGGCUGGCCAAAGUCUAUAUCGCUCCAAGGUGAUCGAGAGCGAAGCUGUAGACGACUCGGAGAUUGAGACGCAGGAGUUCCUUGCGUUGUUCCCCGACUAUGAGAACGUACUCUCCGAGGAGUCAGGUUCGGGUACGCCGACACCGGCCGAUCCGAUCUUCGCCUUCCAUUCCGGAUCCGGGCGCGUUCAAGCUCUUAUGGCGGCCUACCUCGGUCUCUUCUCGGACUCGGAUUCUCGCCGCAUUCUGAACCCUACCGCCCAGUUCUCUCGUCUACGCCGCGACGCUAUGCAGCGGCUGCUCGACACGCACGGCGAUGUUCUUCCCGACAUCCUCGAUAUCGAAGGGCACGGCUUGUCCUUGGCUGUGCUCCAUGGCCGCCUGCAAAGCAUCAUGCAUCGCGUGCAGGGCUUCGGCAAGCCAUACGACUUCUACUUGGAUGCCAAUGUACCAGAGCUGCGUAAGGCUGCGCGGGUUGUCUGCGACAUGGCUGAACGCCUACGCGUGCUCGUUGUGGAGUGGCCGGAGCAGAUGGUACUUCAGCACUUGCUUGCGCGUUGCGAUCAGGUUCUUCGCCUCAAUAUCCACAGUCCCGUUGCCAAAGUUCUUGCCGCAAUCGAGCAACUCCUUGUUCAGAGUGAGGAUUGGGAGAUGUAUGCAAAUCGAGAGAACACGCUGAAGGUCCAUCGCGACGCGCUUACCUCGCUGAUCGUCGAGUGGCGCCGGCUUGAACUGGCAUCGUGGCAGGGGCUUCUCGAGACUCAGGAAGCGACAUUCAAGGACGCGGUCUCGGAAUGGUGGUUCCGCAUCUACAACGCCUGCGUCCGUGGGCUCUUCGACAUCACCGACGGCGCGGGAGACAUCGACAAAUUCCUUGACGAGCUUGUCCCACUUAUCGAGAGCUUUGUCACCUCCAGUCCCCUCGGUCAGUUCGAGCGUCGUCUAGACACGCUCCGCGGCUUUGGAAGAUGGGUCGUGUUGCUCGCCAAGGAGAAAUCUGCCGCUGAAGCUACCGCUUUGUCGAGGGUGUUCAAGAUCAUCGCGUCAACUACAGCAUACUUUUCUCAAUUCAUGGCUCAGGUGGCCGCAUCGCUCUCAACGCAACGUGACACUCUAGAGAAGGACAUCAAGAACUUCAUCAAGCUUGCGAGUUGGCGCGACGUUAAUGUGCAGUCUCUCAAGGCCAGCGCGAAGCGCACCCACAUCCAGCUCUACAAAAGCAUCCGCAAGUUCCGCGACAUCCUGCGCCAGCCAGCUCUUCCUCUCCUCCGCGCAGAGAACGCGACCGGCAGUACACUAUCCGUCAAGUUUCUUGAUUGUACACUGCAUGUGUCAACCGGCGCCAUCUUCACUGCGCCGGAGUCUGUAGAAGCAUCCGCACCCGCACACCUGCAGAACCUGUCACGCACAUACGACCGCUUUGACUCGCUCAUCACGUCUCAUGUCGACAUAUUCCUCGGCUCAAACCAGCACUCACCGCUUCGUGACCUCGCGCACGAGGUCAUCACUACCGCUAGUGAUCUUGCCAACGAGUCUUUACCCACGGAUGGCCCGGCCGAGCGCCGCGAAAAGCUGGCAAAGGCGCUGCUCGUGAGAAAGCGCAAGGCGUGGAGCGACUUGCUCAAGGAGCUCAAGCGCGUCGGUAUGGCAUACAACGUGCAGCCGCAGACCCUUGAGCAGCAGCGCAACGCUCGUUGGCUCCGGGAGCAGCCAGUUAUGCCCGACGCUGGAAACAGCAUCGCCGACGUCGCACGCUCGGAGUCGUACUACAUUAAGUCGCUUGGACUCCUUCCUCAGCUCCGCGCGUCACUCUCGAGCCACAGCGAUGACCUCCAAACGCGUGAGCUCGUACGCGGGGUCAAUCUACUCGAGUCCGGGCUUACCUUUGCGCUUGACGCUCGUUCUAAGCUCGCUAAUGGCCUUGAAUCUUAUGGCGUGCUUCUCGCGCUGGCCGACCGUCUACAAGCUCUCGACGGUACCCGGCAGAUUGCAAACUCAGACGUCGACUUGCCGCAGAACCUUCGUCAACAGCAGGACAACAUGGCGCGGUUGGCGCACGCUCUAGGCGAGGCUGCCGAGCUCUGCAACAUGCUCGGGGACUUGCCGUCCGCCACUUCGCUCCCUGCCGAUUUGCUAUUAGAGCUGUCGUCUCUGCGCGCUGAGUCGCUAAACCUGCGCGACCAGUUAUCUGGCUUGUGCGCGCGGAUGCCGGAUUCAGCGACGCCAAUACUGCUACUCGACGAGUACGAGGUGGCUACCGCGGGCACCGACUUCAUCAAGCGUGUCAACUUGCGGCUACGCGAAUGGAAGGAGAAGGAGCCCCGCGUUGAGCGUAUUCUCGCUCCGGUUCGCGAGUGGGCAGAGACUCUCGUUAUACCACUCCCUCCCGUUCAAGCGCCGCAUCCUACUCAUGACAAUGUCGACGCUAUCAUUGACUCAUUGCUCGUCACCGUUCAAUCUCUCAUUGCCGCCGUGCCGGAGCGGAAGCAAGAGGAGGUCGAAGAAGGCGACGACGGCUAUGUCAAGUCUACCACCAUACUCUUCGGUCGUCUAACCAGUCUGCUGCACAUCGACACCGUCUCGGAGAAGCUGGCAACUGCGUUCAAUAAGCUCGCAACGUGCUCGCAGGACGACCUCACUCGCAUGGUGCCGCGCGUUCUUCCAUUCAUUCGGCGCUACCAGCAACUCGUCCACGACCAUCUUUCCGCUAUGGCGGCCUGGACUGGCAGCCUGUUCAAACUCGAGUUCGUCUUAUGCUCGGUCAUGUUGAGCGUCGCGACGAAGGGCUUCUGCAAGCCUCCUGAUCUCGAUGAUGCGGGUGAUGAGGGCGCAGGAGGAGAAGCGAUCGGCGGUACUGGGUUAGGCGAGGGAACGGGAGCGCAGGACGUGAGCAAAGAGAUCGAGGAUGAAAGUCAGGUGGAGGGGUUACAGGGCGAACAAGAUGCGGAGCAGCAGAAGCGUGAGCAGGGGCAGGAUGACGGGAAGGAUGCGAUUGAGAUGGGAGACGACUUCGAAGGAGAGAUGGAGGAUGUGCCGGAUGACGAAGAGGGGGAUCAACAGGAGAAGGAGGAUGGCGAAGAAGAGGAAGGGCCGGACGAACAGGUUGGAGAUCUUGAUCCGCUGGAUCCAUCUGCGGUUGAUGAGAAAUUGUGGGGCGACGAGAAGGGACCAGAAGGGAAAGAUGAUGGCGGGAAGACGCAGGAUGACAGGUCGAAGGAGGCGGGCGCUGAGUCCGAGGUUGUUGCGAAGGAGAAAGAAGGCUCGAAGAAGGAGAAGGAGAAAGCGGAGAAGGGAGAAGACGCUCAGAAAAAGCAGAGCGAAGUACAAGAAGGUGGUCAGAAGGAGGAUGAGGGUAUGAACGAGGAAGGCGUUGAAGAGGGGGAAGACGAAGAGGAAGGUGAACCGCAGGGUCAAGGCGCCGCCAUGGACGAGUUCAUUCAAGACGCCGACACGCUCGAUCUUCCGGAAGACCUGGAUCUCGGUCAAGAACAAAAGAGCGAGCAAGGCGCAGACGAGGAUGAACUCGACGAGCUCGACGAUGACGCCGCUAUGGGUGAUGACACCCAUGACGCCGGCGGCCGCGAGUCGGCCGAGCCUGACCCGAUGGAUCAAGACGGCGCUGAUGGCGGUGAUGUGCAGACACAGGCCGUCGAAGAUGCUGCAGAUGAGGUUGAGGAAGACCGGGUAGAUGAAGAGAAAGGCGAGGCCACGGCCGCGCCCGAUGUGCAACCUGGAGAGCAAGCGGACGCAGACGCCUCGAACCCUGACUCUAUGAACGCGGAAGCUCGAGAGUCGGCGGUGCAGAACCAGUCAACGGCGACUACGGGCGGCGCUGGUCAGAGUGCCGGACAGGGCGCUGACGCCAACGACGAUGAAGGCGCUGUCGAGGACCAAGGGCAAGCUGGCGAUAUCGAACAGCAACAAGACGAGGCAUCUGGUCGUGGCGCGCUUAACUCGGGUCCACAGCAAGGUACUUCGACGUCUCAAGAGUCACGCUCGAUGGAUAUGCAAAGCAACCCGCUCCGCAGCCUAGGCGACGCCAUCCAAGAGAUCCGCCAGCGCUUCGACGACAUCUUGAAUAGUGCUGCCGAGGAAGCCGCCCCUCCCAAGCUCGCGGACGUCUCGGAACCUUCUCAGCUGGAGUAUCUCCGUCCGGAUGACGAGGACCAGAACAUGCAAGCGCUUGGUCCUGCGGGUGCGGAGGAGGCGGCAAGGUUGCAAGAUCUCACGUUGAUCGACGACGAGGCGGAUGUUAUGCAAGAAGACGUCGCACCUAUGGACGUUGAUGAGCCCGCUGCACCCGAUACGGUUGAACCUCACCCGUCAUCUGCUGCUCUACCGUCCCAGCCGACCGCGCAAUCACUCCAACCCGGCGUCGAGGACGCUCUUACUCAACAUCAACUUCGCACACCCGGCACCGGCACUGUACACGAUGCUCCUAUGGACGAUGCUGUAAAGGCCGAGGAGGAUGUCGAGGAACCGCUUCCCGACGAGAUCGUCGAAGCCGAGCUGCGUCGCUGGAAGGAGGACGGGCAACGGGCCGAGGGUACCGAACACCUCUGGCGCCUCUACGAAUCUCUCACGCAUGAACUCUCGUACGCGCUUUGCGAGCAGCUUCGCCUCAUUCUCGAGCCUACCCAAGCCACACGUCUGAAAGGGGAUUAUCGGACUGGCAAGAGACUGAACAUGAAGAAGAUCAUCCCCUACAUUGCGUCCGAAUACACCAAGGACAAGAUCUGGCUUCGGCGCACGCGGCCGAGUCAGCGGGAGUAUCAAGUCCUCAUCGCUCUCGACGACUCUCGCUCCAUGUCUGAGAGCCACUCCGUUCAUCUCGCGUACCAGACACUUGCACUCGUAUCAAAAGCGCUUACUCGGCUGGAGGUCGGAGACGUGGGAAUAGCCAAGUUCGGCGAGGCGGUUGAGGUGCUGCAUGGCUUCGACGAGGGCCCGUUCACGGAUCAAGCUGGCACGAAAGUGAUGGGCGCAUUCAACUUCAAUCAGCGCGCGACGAAUGUCCUGUCGCUUGUGGAGACAAGCCUGAAGAUCUUGGAAGAGGCGCGAGAGAGGCGCGCGGCGAGCUCGAGCUCGGCGGCGGAUCUGUGGCAGUUGGAGAUCAUCAUCUCGGACGGUAUAUGCCAGGAUCAUGAGAAGUUAAGGACGGUGUUGCGCAAGGCGGAAGAGCAGAGGGUGAUGCUUGUGUUCGUCGUCAUCGACUCCUUGCAAUCCAACGCGGAUGCAGCCACUGGCCCGAGCGGUGGAGCGGUACACGACUCCAUCGUGAGCAUGAAGCAUGCGUCGUAUGCGAUUGUGGAUGGAAGGAUGGAGUUACAGGUGAAUAGGUACCUCGACACGUUCCCGUUCGAGUACUACGUGGUGUUGAGGAAUGUGGAGGCGCUGCCGGAGGUCUUGGCGGGGACGUUGAAGCAGUUCUUUGAGCGUAUCUCGGAAGACUAG